CGAAAUGAGAAGACACCAGGGAACCCCCUGAAGAGGGGGGUAGUCACUCAUCGGCACAACAGUGAAAGCAACAGACUCACUCUUCAUACCAGAAGCACCUGACAAAGAAGUCACAAAGUCAUCUCCAGACCCAAGCGGAGGGGGAGGGAGGGCACGAGCAGACAAACUCGAGGAGCCGCGCCAGUGAGCGGCCGAGGCCACCUUUCGAAAGCCUGACCGCAGCCGGCUCCCCCUCCAGGCCAGCCCCACAUCCCUCCGAAGGCAGGAGGACCAUGCGGCAGUAGCAGCCAUGCUGCCCUUCUUGCUGGCCACACUGGGCACCACGGCCCUCAACAACAGCAAUCCCAAGGACUACUGCUACAGUGCCCGCAUCCGCAGCACUGUCCUGCAGGGCCUGCCGUUUGGAGGCGUCCCUACCGUGCUGGCUCUCGACUUCAUGUGCUUCCUUGCAUUGCUGUUCUUAUUCUCCAUCCUCCGGAAGGUGGCCUGGGACUAUGGGCGGCUGGCUUUGGUGACAGAUGCAGACAGGCUUCCGCGGCAGGAAAGGGACCGAGUGGAACAGGAAUAUGUGGCCUCAGCUAUGCACGGGGACAGUCAUGAUCGGUAUGAGCGUCUCACGUCUGUCUCCAGCUCCGUGGACUUUGACCAAAGAGACAAUGGUUUCUGUUCCUGGCUGACAGCCAUCUUCAGGAUAAAGGAUGAUGAGAUCCGGGACAAGUGUGGAGGCGACGCCGUGCAUUACCUGUCCUUCCAGCGGCACAUCAUCGGGCUGCUGGUCGUUGUGGGCGUCCUCUCCGUGGGCAUCGUGCUGCCUGUCAACUUCUCAGGGGACCUGCUGGAGAACAAUGCCUACAGCUUCGGGAGAACCACCAUUGCCAACUUGAAAUCAGGGAACAACCUGCUAUGGCUGCAUACCUCCUUUGCCUUCCUGUACCUGCUGCUCACCGUCUACAGCAUGCGUAGACACACCUCCAAGAUGCGCUACAAGGAGGACGACCUGGUGAAGCGGACUCUCUUCAUCAAUGGAAUAUCCAAAUAUGCAGAGUCAGAAAAGAUCAAGAAGCAUUUUGAGGAGGCCUACCCCAACUGCACAGUUCUAGAAGCCCGCCCAUGUUACAACGUGGCUCGUCUUAUGUUCCUCGAUGCAGAGAGAAAGAAGGCCGAGCGGGGAAAGCUGUACUUCACAAACCUCCAGAGCAAGGAGAAUGUCCCCACCAUGAUCAACCCCAAGCCCUGUGGCCACCUCUGCUGCUGCGUGGUUCGAGGCUGUGAGCAGGUGGAGGCCAUCGAGUACUACACAAAGCUGGAACAGAAACUGAAGGACGAGUACAAGCGGGAAAAGGAGAAGGUGAACGAGAAGCCUCUUGGCAUGGCCUUUGUCACCUUCCACAAUGAGACCAUCACCGCCAUCAUCCUGAAGGACUUUAACGUGUGUAAGUGCCAGGGCUGCACCUGCCGCGGGGAACCACGCUCCUCGUCCUGCAGCGAGUCCCUGCACAUCUCCAACUGGACCGUGUCCUACGCCCCUGACCCCCAGAACAUCUACUGGGAACACCUUUCCAUCCGCGGCUUCAUCUGGUGGCUGCGCUGCCUGGUCAUCAAUGUCGUCCUCUUCAUCCUCCUCUUCUUCCUCACCACUCCGGCCAUCAUCAUCACCACCAUGGACAAGUUCAACGUCACCAAGCCCGUGGAGUACCUCAACAACCCCAUCAUCACCCAGUUCUUCCCCACCCUGCUGCUGUGGUGCUUCUCGGCCCUGCUCCCCACCAUCGUCUACUAUUCUGCCUUCUUUGAAGCCCACUGGACACGCUCCGGGGAGAACAGGACCACCAUGCACAAGUGCUACACCUUCCUCAUCUUCAUGGUGCUGCUCCUGCCCUCACUGGGACUGAGCAGUCUGGACCUCUUCUUCCGCUGGCUCUUUGACAAGAAAUUUUUGGCUGAGGCAGCUAUUCGGUUUGAGUGCGUGUUCCUGCCGGACAACGGCGCCUUCUUCGUGAACUACGUCAUUGCUUCAGCCUUUAUCGGCAACGCCAUGGACCUGCUGCGCAUCCCGGGCCUGCUCAUGUACAUGAUCCGGCUCUGCCUGGCGCGCUCAGCCGCCGAGAGGCGCAACGUGAAGCGGCAUCAGGCCUACGAGUUCCAGUUUGGCGCAGCCUACGCCUGGAUGAUGUGCGUCUUCACGGUGGUCAUGACCUACAGUAUCACCUGCCCCAUCAUCGUGCCCUUCGGGCUCAUGUACAUGCUGCUGAAGCACCUGGUAGACAGGUACAAUCUCUACUACGCCUACCUGCCCGCCAAGCUGGACAAGAAGAUUCACUCGGGGGCUGUGAACCAGGUGGUGGCCGCACCCAUCCUCUGCCUCUUCUGGCUGCUUUUCUUCUCCACCAUGCGCACGGGGUUCCUAGCCCCCACGUCCAUGUUCACAUUUGUGGUCCUGGUUAUCACCAUUGUCAUCUGUCUCUGCCACGUCUGCUUCGGACACUUCAAAUACCUCAGUGCCCACAACUACAAGAUUGAGCACACAGAGACAGAUACCGCGGACUCCAGAAGCAAUGGACGGCCUCCCACUGUUGCCGCUGUCCCCAAAUCUGCGAAAUACAUCGCUCAGGUGCUGCAGGACUCAGAGGGGGAUGGGGAUGGGGUUCCUGGGAACUCGGGGGACGAGCCCCCGUCAUCCUCGUCCCAAGAUGAGGAGCUGCUGAUGCAGCCUGACGGCCUCACGGACACAGACUUCCAGUCUUGCGAGGACAGCCUCAUAGAGAACGAGAUUCACCAGUAAGGGGAGGGAGGGGCCCUGGAGGCCACGCCCUGCCCCCCCCCCCCC
Hipposideros armiger (great roundleaf bat) is the source of this 2827-nucleotide messenger RNA. It is a transcript of the gene TMEM63B, whose product is annotated as transmembrane protein 63B. The record is from RefSeq and is a predicted model, not a curated record. Gene Ontology annotation, cellular component: plasma membrane. Bases 290 to 2782 code for a protein of 830 amino acids. Gene Ontology annotation, molecular function: calcium-activated cation channel activity. The transcript is spliced from 24 exons. NCBI's taxonomy places the organism in Eukaryota, Metazoa, Chordata, Mammalia, Chiroptera, Hipposideridae.